CUUCCUAGAGCGGCUAGGAGGCCAGAGAGACCCCUAAAGGGCUGGGAAAGAGUGGGCUUUGGCCCCUGUUUCCUGGGCCUCUGGCUGAAAGGAGGGAGCCUCUUCCCCUUCUCAGCCAGAGGGAACUGAACUUGGCAUGUGAUAGCAGUUUUACCAGUCUUUUGAAAGAGGGAGAAUCUGGCACAACGGAGAGCAUUUCAUCACUUAAGGCACUGUGUUCCUGGGGACUCCACUCAGUGCUGGAAAAAGUGAAUUUUCCUAGAGAGGAGGAGACUGAAGCUGGCUGCAGGGAACCCAGAGGGAGAUGGAGAAGAAGGGGCUCCUACUUUAAGACAAGGACCCCAACCACCCUUUCAGCUCCCUGAGAGUAAAGGAUCCUUGUUUUUGUCCCCAAGGAGGAUCUGAGAAAGGAGCCAGUUUCCAGCUUGAACUUGGUGGUUAAACAUCUCCCUACCUCAAGAGACCUAACUAGCUUGUUGCCUCAGCCAUGCAGGAAGACAUUUUCCCAUCUCUACAACUGUAACUUUCAACUGCUAGUCCAGCCAGCUUCUCUUUAUGGAAUGGUGUCUGUGUGUCAGGGAUGCUGUAUUGUGAAGCACCAAAAUAUCUUGAGCCGGCUCAUUAGGCACUGCAGAUAUUUCUACCUACAAAAUUAAUAUUUUAAUAGAACAGCAAAAGAGAAGGCAAAAAAAGAAUUGUCAAGGACAGAGCAAAUGUUGUGAAGUGCUUUGUUUGUGGCUUUGAAGGGAAUGACCCCCCCUCUUUCCCCACCCAUAGACACAACCUCUAGGUUUUUUUUAAUUAACUCUGUUAUGGACAAUAAAAGGAGCACAUUCUCACCUUUGAAAGUGCUGAUAAAAUAUUUGCUUACUUAAAGAAAGUGUUUUUAAUAUGUUCUUCACAGAACAUCUUGGUUUUUUGGUAGGGUUUGAUAUUUGUCAGGAAUUUUCCCAGUCUUUUUCCUGAGGGAGAAUCUUCCAGAAGAGAAAAGAAUUUCUUCCCUUCCAUGAUCACUACUCCGUGGUGGAGAAGCAAGACUCAGCUGGCCUCAAGUUCAGUAAAAGUGUUCCUAUUGUUUGAAGUGAGGACAGACGUUAAGGGAAAUAAGAGCCAUGCAGAAGAACCUGAGAGAGGAUACACUCAGUUCAGACAUACAGUGCCAAUGCUUCAGACAGUUCCACUAUAAUGAGGCUGUGGGGCCCCGGGAAAUUUGUAGUCAGCUCCACAAUCUCUGCUGUCUGUGGCUGAAGCCAGAACAACACACCAAGGCUCAGAUUCUGGACAUGAUAAUCUUGGAACAGUUCUUGGCUGUCCUUCCCUUGAAGAUGGAGAGCUGGGUGAGAGAAUGUGGGCCAGAAACUUGUUCCCAGGCUGUAGCCUUGGUGGAAGGUUUCCUCCUGAGUCAGGCAGAAGAGAAGAAACAAGAAGAGCAACAGGUAUUUCUGAAAGAGAGCACCGACAAAGUUCCUUCGGACUCCAGCCAGGAAAUUCAGUAUAGGUGGAUCAUGCAAGAAGAGGACAGAGAUGUCACCUUGUUAGGAAAUGGAAAACUGCCAGGACCAAAACAUAAUGGUUCAGGUCUUCAUUUUGAUGCUUGGAGAACAACUUCCAAGAGCCUGGAUCAGAUAGGGGGCAGGAUCCCUGGAGGACCAAGAAGCGGGCAGGUGACCUUUGAGGAAUUAGCUGUGUCUUUCAGCAAGGAGGAAUGGGCCCUGCUGGAUCAAGAUCAAAAGGCACUGCACAAGGAAGUCAUGGAGAAGAACUUGGCAAUCGUGGCUUCUCUGGGUGAUGAGAAGGAGAGCAAGAAUGAAGGAGAACCAAGGAUGUCUUUGUUACAAAGAGGUGAAUGUCAACAGAAGGAAGAGAAGGCAACCAAAAGAGAUAAUCAGGGGGAGAGGAGGAACAAAGUCCCUGCUUCUCAUGCUGAUGAUAUCAGUAGAAUCUCAUUCGAAGAAAUGAUAGAAGAAGGAAAUGAGAGUAAUAAAUGUAUUUCUCUUGAAUGUGUAGGGGACCUCAGUUGUGAAGAAAACAUUAACCUUCUUGCAGGAAGAAAUCAUAAAAAAUGUGAGUUCUUGGGGUGUGGAAAAAACUUCAAGUGGAAGUCGCACUUUAUUUUACAUCAAAGAAUACACACAGGGGAGAAACCAUUUAAAUGCUUGGAGUGUGGGAAAAGAUUCAGUUGGAAAAGAAGCUUCAUUCAUCAUGAGAGAACCCACACAGGGGAGAAACCCUUUAAAUGCUUGGAGUGUGAAAAGACAUUCAAUCAGAAGACAGAUCUUACUAAUCAUCAGGCUAUCCACACAGGGGAUAAACCAUUUAAGUGCUCGGAGUGUGGUAAAAAUUUUAGUCGGAAAACAUACCUCACUUCUCAUCAAAAAACCCAUACCUGGGAGAAACCAUUUAAGUGCCUGGAAUGUGGGAAAAGUUUCAGUUGGAAGACAAACCUCAUUCGUCAUCAAGCAACUCAUACGGUAGAGAAACCCUUUAAAUGCUUGGAGUGUGAAAAAUGUUUCACCCUGAAGACGGGCCUCAUUUCUCAUCAAGCAACUCACACCAGGGAGAAGCAUUUUAAAUGCUUGGAGUGUGACAAAAGUUUCAGUCAGAAGAUACAUCUUACUUUUCAUCGGUCAACUCACACAGGGGAAAAUCCCUUUAAAUGUCAGGAAUGUGGAAAGACUUUCAGUUGGAAGAGAAGCCUCAUUUAUCAUCAGGUAACUCAUACAGGGGAUAAACCCUUUAAAUGUUUGGAGUGUGGAAGGAGAUUCACUCAGAAGAUAAACCUCACUCGUCAUCAGGCAACACACACAGGAGAGAGACCUUUUAAAUGCUUAGACUGUGGAAAGAGCUUCAAUCAAAAGAUAAACCUCACUUCUCAUCAAACAACACACACAGGAGAGAAACCAUUUAAAUGUUUGGAAUGUGGGAAGAGUUUUACUCAGAAGAUAGACCUCAGUUCUCAUCAGGUAACUCACACAGGAGAGAAACCGUUCAAAUGUCUGGAGUGUGGAAAGAGUUUCAGCUGGAAGAAAAGUCUCACUUGUCAUCAAGCAACUCACACAGCAGGUAGACCCUUUAAAUGUCUUGAAUGUGAGAAAAGCUUCAGUUGGAAAAGGAGCCUUGUUCGUCAUCAAGCAACUCACUCAGUGGAGGAACCAUUUCAACCAUUUAAAUGCCUUGAAUGUGGAAAAACCUUCAGUUGGAAGACCAGCCUUCUUCGUCAUCAAGCAACUCACACACUGCAAAAACAAUUUAAAUCCCCUAAGUCUGGAAGCAGCUUCCAUCAGGAACCGCCACUUAUGAAAUAUGAAAAUUCACACAGGGGAGAAACCAUAUGAAUGCUUGGAGUGUGGAAAAGGUAUUGGAACAAAAAUCUCACCUCCAAGGAGUUCACAGAGGAAGCAAACCAUUUAAGUGCUUGGAUUGUGGAACGAGGUAUAAGAGGACAAAACACCUUAUUUUGCAUCUAGGAAAGCGGUGGUUUUAAAAUGACUCUCUGAAAACAAUAUAAUGUGCUAUUUGGUGAAAUCAUGGAAAGUGUUACAGACAAAAUGUUAUUGUGUAUUUAAUUGUCAGUUCAAGUAUCAUAAUUACUAGGUAAUACAUACUGUUUGUGUGUGUGUAUGUAUACUGUAUAAAUGCUGAAAAGCUGAUAUAUGAUAUUUAGGAAAGCUGACAUAUUUAGGUUUAAAUAAUAAUAAUAAUAAUUAUUAUUAUUAUUAUUUAUAUCCUGCCUUUUCCCCCAAAUAGGGACUCAAGGCGGUGAACAGCAG
Molecule: messenger RNA, 3770 nt
Organism: Sceloporus undulatus (fence lizard)
Lineage: Eukaryota; Metazoa; Chordata; Lepidosauria; Squamata; Phrynosomatidae
Product: oocyte zinc finger protein XlCOF6-like
Exons: 8
Coding region: 1113-3335 (740 amino acids)
Biological process (GO): regulation of transcription by RNA polymerase II
Molecular function (GO): RNA polymerase II cis-regulatory region sequence-specific DNA binding; DNA-binding transcription factor activity
Source: RefSeq, a predicted model, not a curated record